AAAUUGCAAUAAAAGAGGUUGUGGACAAAACAAGCUCUCAGCCUCAUUCGGCAGUAAGCAAGCGCAAAUUAAUUAGCUUUGUGCGCGAGCCGCGAGUGAGAAAGAGAGAUGGGGCUAUCAACAAAUGCCAAGGCCAAGACGAACAACAGCAGUAGCCACAGCAGCGAGAACUGGGGCAUGGGUUUACUCCUGGUCUUCUUCCCCCAGGAUGAUAACCACCCCAUGGUUGACAAAAACAACCUCUUCUCCUCCUCCUCCUCCUCCUCCUCUCCUUCUUCAUCCCCACCACCACCACCGACAACUUCUUCUUCUUCUUCUCCUUCAUUGAUCAAAUCCAGCAUUAGAAGAAGCAGUACUUCCAAGGCUAUAAUCUCCAGAGCCCAAUCCACCAUGUCCAUCUGCGCCCUCUUCCUCUUCAUCACCCUCCUCCUCUUCACUCUCUCCACCUUCGAACCCACCGCCAAUAGGAUCCCUCCAACCUCCCCACGAAGAUUCCUUUUCCAAAAACGUCCGCCAAAUUACGUCCACAACUCCAAAUCCCCCAAGCCCAAAACCAAUAAUUCCCUACUCCGUUCCUCAUGGUUCUUCAAAGCGUUUACGGAAAAGUCAUACAACACAACAAAUUCUGCUAUCUCGCCAAUUACUGCGCUGCAAGGAAUGGGAACUCUCUAUAGGCGAGGCGCCAAAGCCAUGAACGAUCUGGUUGUUGCUCAUGUCGUGGAGGACGUCACGGACGACGAGCUCCGGUUGUUCUCGAGAGCCUUGCACAGGUCCGGCCUCACGGCGAGAGCGGACAUAGUUUUCAUAUUUGCUUCCUCGUCGUUUUCGUCGAGAUUUGGUUCGAUAAUACAAGAAGAAAACGACUCGUUCUUGAAACUCGUUCAACAUUAUAAGAAGUCGAAUAGCACUAGUCCGAAGCGAGUCACGGGUUUUGAUGUGACUCACUUUGUGAAGGGUGGGAAGAAGGAGAAGAAGGAAAUGGAGGAGCCCAUAUGGGGUAAGAGAUUUAGGAGCAAUUACAGUAACUCGGAUGGUGUUGAAAGGGAAGCUGAGUCGACCCAGUUGAGUGUUGGGUCGGUGGUGGGGUUUGAUGCGUCUGAACUUGACCCGGAGAACUCGCUUUCCGGGUUUCUAGACCACGUUCCCAUGAAUAUGAGAAGAUGGGCCUGUUAUCCGAUGCUACUCGGCCGAGUUCGCCGGAAUUUCAAGCACGUAAUGCUGGUGGACGUGAAGAACUCGGUUGUACUCGGUGAUCCACUCGGCCGAGUUAGGAAUCGAAGCCCCGUGUCAGUUUAUUUAUCACCGAAGCCAGAGAGUUCUUCUGGCAGGCAUGGUAAGAAGAACUCGGACAAAACUCAGUCUCAUAGCCCAGUCAACUCAGCCGUUAUAAUGGGUGGGGCUCGAGGGGUCCGGCGAUUAUCGAACGCCAUGUUAACCGAGAUUGUUCGAGCCUCAAUGCAACACAAGAGGAAGAGCUCAGCGUCGGAGUCGGGGAUUUUGAGUCAACUCGUUGCGAGUGAGUUUAUGCUGAAGAAUAUCGAUUUGAUCAGAUCCAGCGAGUCAAUCCCGGAUACGAGUUCACUCGCUGGUCUAAACUCAGUCUCUUCCACGUCACUGUCAGGGUACGCUGUAAUCCUACGUGCUAAUGGUAUUUAUGAUUCUCGUUCUGUUCUUAUGAAGGUAUUAUGUACAUCUGAAGCGGAUUCUUCUGUUUAUAGGGAUUGUUAGCAGAAAAAAGAAAGAAUAGAAAUUAUAUAUAAUAUAAGUCAGAUAUAAAUUGUUUUUUUCUCCAUUACUUUUGUACCUUCUUACGUGUAUAUAAAAUAUUUGGAAAUAAAAUGAAAUAAAAUUCUUGCA
This is a messenger RNA of Alnus glutinosa, 1857 nucleotides long. RefSeq lists its product as uncharacterized. The transcript has a single exon. NCBI's taxonomy places the organism in Eukaryota, Viridiplantae, Streptophyta, Magnoliopsida, Fagales, Betulaceae. The coding region runs from base 109 to 1728 and encodes 539 amino acids. The record is from RefSeq and is a predicted model, not a curated record.